GACUGAUGAGUAUUUCAUCGAAAGCAAAAACAAGAAAGUAAUGAUCUGCUUUGAUGACUCAACUUAAUGAGAUUUAAACCAAUCUUUUACAUUAAACAUAAUUUGGAUGUUAUGACUCGUUAAUUAUUUAAUACUCAGUAGCUUCAAAAUGGUUGGAAAAAUUGAACUAAACGAAUGUCUUCGAGAUUCUCCAAAAUUCAGGAGUUUAUUGGAGGAAGAGGAAGUAAGUGUAGAUCAAUUGGAAAAUAAGUUGGAAAAAAUUUUAAAAGUAUGUGGUUCUAUGGUGGAUUCUGGAAAAACAUAUGUCGGCCAACAAAGCUUGUUUGCCAAUAGUUUGUGGGACCUGAGUACCCAUUUCAAAGAAGAUCCUAUGGUAUUAUCGUCGUUAAACAAACUGAUUCAUAGCCUUCAAGAAAUGAACAAGUUUCAUACUAUAUUAUUAGAUCAAGCGUCCAGAACGAUUUUGAAAAAUCUUACAUCUUUUAUUAAAAACGACAUAAAGCAGGUAAAAGAUUAUAAACAGCAUUUCGAGAAAAUAUCUACAGAAUAUGACAACGUUCUAUUAAGAAAUUCACAUACGCCACGUAGUAAACCACAAGAAGUCGAAGAAAUUCAAAACGUACUAGUGGCAGUUAGGUCUUGCUUUGGUCAUCAAACUUUAGACUAUGUUAAUAGUAUCAGUGUAUUGCAAUCGAAAAAAAGGCACGAGAUAUUAAGCACAUUAUUGUCCUAUAUGCACGCCUGUACGACAUAUUACCAUCAAGGUUCUGAUUUAUGUGCAGAUUUGGAGCCAUUUUUUAAAACUUUAGCAGACGAGAUAGGUACAAUGAGAAGUGAAACUUACAAGAUACAAAAAGAACUGGAAAAUACCCAUUCGAUAGUAUCUAAUGUUGAACCUUUUUUAUUAACCAAUGAAAAAAAUCAUCCAUCUAUGGAAGGAUAUUUAUUUAAAAGGACCUCGAAUGCUUUUAAAACGUGGAACAGGCGAUGGUUUUAUCUGUAUGAUAAUAAAUUAGUAUAUAGGAAAAGGUCAGGAGAAGAACAGGAAACAGUAAUGGAAGAUGAUUUAAGAUUGUGUACCGUAAAACCAGUAGUCGAUGGUGAACGAAGAUUUUGCUUCGAAGUAUUGUCACCACUUAAAAGCCACAUGUUGCAAGCUGAUACUAAAGAAAUGUACGAUUGUUGGAUAACAGCUUUGCAGAAAGGAAUCGGUGCAGCCAUCCAAAGAGUUCAAAGUAUGGAUUUCGAUAGAUUGAAAACUGGUGAUGAUAACAUCUUACCAUAUACUAACAAUAUUUCUGGUAAAUACCAAAGACAAGGUGAUAAUAACAAUCGUACUAAAAAAAGGAUGUGGGAGCAACUAUUGAAAAUACCUGGAAAUAAUGUUUGCUGUGAUUGCAGAAGUCCAAACCCACGAUGGGCUAGUAUCAAUUUAGGAAUAACUUUAUGUAUCGAAUGUUCUGGUAUCCAUAGAGGUCUAGGAGUACACUACAGUAAAGUUAGAUCAUUAACUUUGGAUGAUUGGGAACCAGAAGUUAUUAAAGUAAUGGUAGAAUUAGGAAAUUUGGCGGUAAAUAAAAUAUACGAAGCUAACGUACCCGAUAAUACGAACAGACCUACUGAACAAUGUCCGGGAGCCGUACGAGAAACUUUCAUAAAAGCCAAAUACGUGGAUAAACUAUUCGUGAAAUCGUUACCUACUUUCAAUAAAACGUCUCCUUCUUCGACCAGAAGCUCUCCGUCGAAUAGAAAUUCGCGUCCCCCGAGCCUUAUGGAAGUUAGAAAAUGGAGCGUUCGUAAAUUACGUCGAAGACCUCGAAGUUGUGAUAAAAAAGACAAGAACGGUUUGAAAUCGAUGAAGGUUUCUAAGAAAAUUGACAAAAUUACAGAAACUGGUGAGACGUGUAGUAGCAAAGAUGAAUAUAUGAAUAAUGAAUCUUCUAAAAGAAAUAGUUUAAAAAGUAGAAGUAGCGUGUUACUUUUUGGUAACGAUUUAGAUAAGCAGCCAAUGGAAGAAGCCAUUGAUUUAAGUAGUGACCAGGAAUCUACUGGAGGAGAAGAGGAAAAUGAGACUGUUGGAGAAGAAGAUAUUUCUAAACUACAACCAGAUUUAUUAUUGUACAAAGCGGCCGCGGCCCAUAACUUGCCAGUGAUGUGUGAAGCUUUAGCCUUAGGUGCCGACAAAUCUUGGAUAAAUCCGGAUGACAGGGGUAGAAAUCCCCUUCACGCAGCAGUAUUUAGUGGAUCUGUGAUGCCUUGUGCCUAUUUAAUUCUCAACGGUGCGAAAAUCAAUGCUCAAGAUCAAGACGGAAAAACUCCUCUUCAUAUAGCCACUCAAGAAGGUCAUACGGCGCAGGUGUGUUUAUUUUUGAAACACCGAGCCAAUCAACAUUUAAAAGAUGACGAAGGUAAAGUCCCGCUCUCUAUAGCCGAACAAAAGGAAAACGCUGAUAUUGUAACUUUGCUACGGUUAGGUAGAUUAAAUGAAGAAAUGAAAGAUUCCGAAUUGGGAGUAACGGGCGACGAUACAUUCAACGAUGUAGUCCGCGAUUUCUCACGAUUAGCGUAUUCUCAUCCAGAAAAAUUGCUGAGACCAAAAAUCGAAGAAGACAACAACGGUUAAUCUGUUUCAAGUUUUUUUAACUUAUUAUAUUAAUAAAUUAUAUUAACGCUAGUUGUUAGUUUGUAGAAGAUGCGGACCUCCAAGGGUUUCCUAGUAUGACGAAGACCAAUUUUUUACAUCAUGUUUGAAGGUACUGUUCCAGGUAGUCCAGGUAUUUUUGGUCGUUUCUCCCCCAUCUGCCCGUACAGUCUUUCUUCUUUGUUUUUUUCCUCUAAUUUUACUUUUACAUCACCAAAUCUUAUUAUGCUGCCAAUGUUUUUUUCAAGAAACAGUGGAGAUAAUGAGAACCAGUUUUAUGUAAUCGUAGUGUGUUUGGUCGUUUCUUGUUCCUCUUCUGUUCUACUGGUUUUUUUUCAUAUUUUCUUCUAAUUCCUUUAUUAUUUCUCCAAUUUUUCAAAUGCCUCGAAUUUUAUUUCCUAGGAAUUACAGUGAUGAAGAUUAGUUGUUAAAGUAUGUUUUAGGUGAUAGAGAUAGGUGUGUUGGUUUUUAUCUUCCUAUCAAUUUUCUGCCCUCUUUUCCUGUCCCUUUCCAUAUAUUUUUUUUAAUUUCAUUAUAAACUCGCCAGUUUUUGACAUAAUUUCAACUAUUAUCUAAAAACAUUUGGAAGGAUUAAGAACAAUUUUCAUACUGUGUUCUAAAUGAUAGAAGUGGGUGUGACGGGCCCUUUUGGUUCCUCUUCUACCCACAAAGUCUCUCCAGCUCUUACUGUUGCUCCUUUUUCAUAUUUUCUUUUAAUUUUCUUACAAAAUUCCCAACUUUUGACAUACUUUUAAUUUCAUUUACUGGGAAUACUUGUGAUGAUAAAUAUAAGCUUUUGAAUCAUGUUUUAGGUUAUAUAACUAGGUGUGUUGAGUCCUUUUUGCUCCUUUCCUGUCCACAAUGUCUCUUCGCUCUUUACUGAUUUUGCUUUUUCAUAUCUUCUUCUAAUUUUCUUAUGAAAUCAUCAAUUUUUCACAUACUUCUAAUUGUAUUUCCUACAAAGACUUGAGAUUAUGGAGAACAGGUUGAGUCUUUUUUGUUCUGCUUCCAAAAGGUCUCUCUGCUGUUUUUUCCUGUUCCUUUUUCAUAUAUUUUCCUAAAACCGCUAAUUUUUGACAUAAUUUCAACUUUAAUCUCUAAGAACAGUUGGAAAGAUGAAGAACAAUAUUCAUACUGUGUUCCCAGUGAUAGAGGUGGGAGUGUUGAGUCUUUUUGGUUCCUCUUCUGCCCACAAAGUCUCUCCCGCUCUUAUUGCUGUUCCUUUUUCAUAUUUUCCCCUGAUUUUCUUAUAAAAUCCAAAUCUAUUUUUGACAUUCGUUCAUCUUUUUUCCAGUUGAAAAGAUGAACAGUUUUCAUAAUAUGUUCUAAGAGAUAGAAGCAGGUUUGUUUUUAUUCUUCUACUGUCCACAAUGUCUCUCCAUUCUCUACUCCUGUUUCUUUUUUGUAUCUUAUUCUAAUUUUGAUUUUAUAUCACCAAUUUCUGUUAUGCUUUCAAUUUUAUUCCAUAGAAAAAGUUUAUGUGACUGAGACUAGUUUUGAUAUUGUGCCAUCGUCGUUUUUUUCUAUCUACAAUAACAUGAUCCCUUCUCUUUGCUCUGGCCCAUCAUGUGGGGUCCAGAAUGUUCAUUAUGUGCAGAUAAACAAAAAGUCAUAGCUUUUCUAAUAAUUCUAUGCCAUUUCCAUAGAUAUCUUUAGUUUAGACUCCUAAUUCAUCGAUGACUUUCUUCAAUAAUCCCUAGUCAAUGGUGGUCAGUUCUGGAGAAUAUGGUGGGCGUGUAACUGAUUCAAAGUUCAAUUAUCAUCAGUUUUAUCGACUUGUUUUUUCUUCUGCAGAUGCCACAGUUUCUUGUCUUUUAGGGGAAUAAAUAUUAUGUCAAAACGUUUACUCAUUCCUUUCCAUAAGUUGAGAAUAGAUCUUGUUUUUUCUACGAUGGUUUUUUAAGAACAGUUGGGAUGAUUUAGACCAUUUUUCAUUGGUGGUCGUCCAAGAAGUCAAGUCCCAUUUCCACUGUCUUUUUUUGUUUCCAGCAUGUUUUACUCUCCAAAAUGUUCAAUGCAUAUAAAAAAAUAAUUAGACGUUAAAGUUUGGUGGCUCCUUACUGCGUUUUGUGAAUCAAAGUAUGUCAAUUCUGAGGAAUUGAAUUUUGUAAUGAUGUGAUUCCAGAUUUUUGUCCAAAAAAGCACUAGCCAUUUUGAAGGUUUCAAUUUAGAAAAAUUUCUCUGAAAUAUAUUUAUAAUGUGAGGUUUUAAAAAAUUGAAUUUCAUUUUUUCUGAAAAGAUCCUUUUUGGUUAAAAAAAGGUUUUGAAAAAUUAUUAUUUCAAAAUAUGUAUCGAAAUCAAAAAAUAAAAAUCCUUUUGUUUUUAAAAAAAAAAACCUAUUUUCAAAGUAGAAUAAAAAAACUUUAUAUCUUGAAACCUUCAUUUUUUUCCUCUUUCACGUUUUUUGUACUACAUUUUUUGAAAAAAAUUUUUCUUUUUUGACUUUUAUAUGCAUUUGUUCUUAUUUUGUUGAAGGUAACUUGGUUGUCACAAAGAACCUUCACAUAAAUGAAAACUCUCGUUACAUUUUGAAUAAUUGUUUUCCUAAAAAAUUCUAAAACAGUAACUUUCUAACCAUCUGUUCAAGCUAUUAAAAAAAUUGAUACUUGUAACAAAUUUUUUCGAAAUUAAUCAGAACAACAUUGUCCAAUGUCAAUAAAAGUGCCUUUCUUUUGUAAACAUAAUCUGGAUAUAAAUACUUCAAACAUUGAAAGCAUAUAACACGAUUUUCUAAACAAAGGAUUUGAACUAAAGGCGGCUACUUCUUUCGAAUAUGCCUCUAGAGACGUUGUUGUAGAGUGAGGUCUCUAAAAGGUUAUGUCAGUGGUAACUUUAUUGUAUAAUCACCAGUUCUUCGUGAUGAUUUAUCUUGAUUUUAGGUCGUUUUGCUAUUAAAAUCAGUUUAAAAUAACAGGUAAAGGUAUUUAUCAUCAUGAAAUCAUCACGAAAAACUUAUAAAAUGAUCUAAGAAAUAAAAAUUUGAAGAAAAUAACCAAUUUUUCACUAACUACUGGUUUGAUACAUGUUUGUCUUGUGUCUGAUAAAAAGGAACUGUCUUCUUAGGUUACCAGGAUUCUAUUUAUAUUUAAAUUGUUCUUCACACUUCAAGGAUACCUUCCACUUAACACCCGAUGUACUAAAACUCCCAUGCCAUUAACAGUAAAAUGAAAAAGGCGUUUACUGGGGGCUUACAAUAAGGCGGUAUGGUAAAAACCAAUGUUUCACAUGGACUGGAGUAACAUUUAAUUCGAUAUAGAUUCCCAUGAAUUUAUGGUUGAGUUUCACUCUCAGUCUCAUGUGGAACACCAAAAACUGUAUUGAAACUGUUGUGGGUGUUAAAUGGAACGUACCAGAGACCCCACUCACCGUGUAACCAACUAGUGAGCAUUAAAAUUGUAGCCUUCAUCAGAUGACAUUACAUUGUUGCUAAAUUUAUUACACUGUUUACAUUCAUAUAUUUAUUUGUAAAAUUUAGAUAUUUUUUUUUAAUUUUUUUAAACGUGUAUUUGAAAACCUUAA
Molecule: messenger RNA, 6160 nt
Organism: Diorhabda carinulata
Lineage: Eukaryota; Metazoa; Arthropoda; Insecta; Coleoptera; Chrysomelidae
Gene: CenB1A
Product: arf-GAP with coiled-coil, ANK repeat and PH domain-containing protein 2
Exons: 14
Coding region: 149-2623 (824 amino acids)
Cellular component (GO): cytoplasm
Molecular function (GO): protein binding; GTPase activator activity
Source: RefSeq, a predicted model, not a curated record